Messenger RNA from Scatophagus argus, 1636 nucleotides. RefSeq names its product neoverrucotoxin subunit beta-like. The coding region runs from base 1 to 999 and encodes 332 amino acids. The record is from RefSeq and is a predicted model, not a curated record. Lineage: Eukaryota; Metazoa; Chordata; Actinopteri; Scatophagidae. The transcript has 5 exons. Gene Ontology annotation, molecular function: protein binding.
AUGGAAGUUUCAUAUAUUUUUUCACUGUAUUGCAUUUUCAGCCUGAGUGGCUGUAACCUGUCAGAGAGAAGCUGUGAAGCUCCGGCAACGGUUCUCAGCUCCGAGUCCUCCUGUCUGAGAGAGUUGGACCUGGGAAAUAAUGACUUGCAGGACUCAGGGGUGAAGCUGCUCUGUGUUGGACUGAAGAAACAAAACUGUAGGCUGGAGGCUCUCAGGCUCUCAGGCUGUCUGAUCACAGAUGAAGGUUGUGUGUCUCUGGCCUCUGCUCUGAGCUCCAACCCCUCCCAUCUGAGAGAGCUGGACCUAAGCUACAAUCAUCCAGGAGAGUUGGGAGUAAAACUGCUCUCUGACGGACUGAAGGAUCCACAUUGGAAACUUGACAGUCUCAGGGUUGACCAUGGAGGAGAGCAAUGGUUAAAACCAGGCCUGAGGAAGUAUGCCUGUGAACUCGCACUGGACCCAAACACAGCAAACAGAAAUGUGUUCCUCUCUGAAGACAACAGAAAAGCAGCAACAGCGAGAGAGACGCUUCCAUAUCCUGAUCACCCGGACAGAUUUGACUUUAUGUAUGCCGUCCUCUGCGAUAAUGAUCUGCGUGGUCGCUGUUACUGGGAGGUUGAGAGGGAAGGAUGGCUUUCUAUUGGAGUGACUUACAGAGGAAUCAGAAGGAAAGGAGAUGACAACGAGUGCAGGUUUGGGAGAAACGACAAAUCCUGGGCUCUGUUUGCGUCUGCUGAUCUUUUCUCUGCCUGGCACAAUGACAGGUCAGAAACCAUCUACGUCCCACCGUCCUUUCUCCCGACGAGAGUAGCGGUGUAUCUGGACUGGCAUGCUGGCACGCUGUCUUUCUACAGAAUCACCUCGGGCGCAUUGAACCACCUCCACACCUUCCAUUCCACCUUCACUGAACCCCUCUACCCUGGGUUUGGUUUUAGGUCUGGAUCCACAGUGUCUUUGAGUCAUUCAUCAGAGCAAGAGCGGGUCUCAGGAAACAUGUAGUACAGCGAAAACAUGGUGGAAACGGUAGACCCGUUUGUGAACAAAGCCACAAGUGAGAAGUGAAAGGAAAAUCCCAAAUAAGAAGAACAUAAAUGCAGAUGUUUCCACAUAGGGUACAAAUAUGAAUGGAUUAUUGAAAGGGCCUACAGCAACAGGCCCAACAGUCCAAUGUGUUUGAUUUGAUGAUUAAAGUGUAGACAGGCUUUUUUUUUUUUGCUUAAACCUGUGAUGAAUAUUGAUUGCUCAGUGUAACACUCAUGGAAAAUGAGUCUUUAUCCCACCUGUAGGAUUUGUUAGCUGCUCUGUCUGUUCAUGGCAGCUGCCUCUGGGUUUCUAACCAUGUUUGCUCUGCUUGAUCUGAAAGUUGCGUUUGAUACGAUCUCAUGUCAGGUCUGUCUGGUUUCUAUUGGAAUCACUGGCACUUCUUUUGACUUGUUUCAGUUUUCUCCCUGGACGUACUCAGUUUGUUCUACUUAAAAAAAAAAAAAAAAAAAGUUGAUCAAUCCUUUGAGACUCGAGUUCUCCUGCAAGGGUUAUUAGUUCUGUUUCACAUUUUGUAGAAACUACAGCAGGGAGUUCAGCACUUCGAGUUGACUAGAAUGGUUUUCACAUCUUCAGUAGAAACAAACUGCCCUUG